Messenger RNA from Molossus molossus (Pallas's mastiff bat), 693 nucleotides. It is a transcript of the gene ERAS, whose product is annotated as ES cell expressed Ras. Gene Ontology annotation, molecular function: GDP binding; GTPase activity; GTP binding. Gene Ontology annotation, biological process: Ras protein signal transduction. The transcript has a single exon. NCBI's taxonomy places the organism in Eukaryota, Metazoa, Chordata, Mammalia, Chiroptera, Molossidae. Bases 1 to 693 code for a protein of 230 amino acids. Gene Ontology annotation, cellular component: plasma membrane. The record is from RefSeq and is a predicted model, not a curated record.
AUGGCACCACCAAAAAAGCCUAGCAUGCUUGAUCUGGGCCUGGGCUCAUGGAGCCUUAGCACCCAGGAGAGCCACAGGUCUCAGGCACCUUCCAGGGGCAAGCAGCUGCCGGAGUACAAGGCAGUGGUGGUGGGCGCAAGUGGUGUGGGCAAGAGCGCACUGACCAUCCAGCUAAACCACCAGUGCUUCGUGGAAGACCAUGACCCCACGAUCCAGGAUUCCUACUGGAAGGAGGUGACCCUGGACCAUGGGGGCUACAUUCUGAAUGUGUUGGACACAGCCGGGCAGGCCACUCAUAAGGCCCUGCGUGACCAGUGCUUGGCUGUUGGGGAUGGUGUGCUGGGUGUCUUUGCCCUCGAUGACCCCUCAUCUCUAACCCAGCUGCAGCAGAUGCGGGCCACCUGGGGUCCUCACUAUACCCGGCCCCUUGUCCUUGUGGGCAACAAGUGCGACCUUGUGACCACCACUGGAGAUGCUCAUGCUGCUGCUAUAGCCCUUGCGAAGAGCUGGGGGGCCCCCUUUGUGGAGACCUCAGCCAAAACACGGCAAGGUGUAGAAGAGGCUUUUUCCCUGCUCAUCCAUGAGAUCCAAAGGGUCCAGGAGGCCAUGGCAAAGGAGGCUGAGGCAGGGUCAGGUGGCAAUAAGUCUCGGCACCAGAAGACCAUGUGCCACUGUGGCUGUUCUGUGGCCUGA